AUGGACCAGCAGCGGUUCUUGCAACAACUGCAAAUUGUCCUCGAUCCCUCAAAGGGCAACGUCAAGGAAGCUACUGGCACGCUUAAGAAGGAAUUCUAUACCCACCCAGAAUCCCUCCUUUUCCUCAUUCAGGUCGCCACCUCCCAUGAUGACCAGAACCUGAGACAACUUGCUGCUGUUGAAUCUCGAACCCUCGUCUACAAGCAUUGGCUCAAGAUCCCUGUGGAACAAAAACCUCAGGUUAGGGAACAGUUACUCCGUGCUGCCUUAGGGGAAGGCACCUCCUUGGUUCGCCAUUCCUGUGCACGUAUCAUUUCUGCUAUUGCGAAGAUUGAUAUCGAAGACGGGCAAUGGGCAGAUCUCCCGGGGUUUCUGCUUCAAGCUGCCGUAAGUCCCAAAGCUGACGAGCGGGCUACCGGUAUUUACAUCCUCUUUACCAUCCUCGAAACUCUAGGUGAGGGUUUCCAGGAAAAGUUCAACGACCUCUUCGCUCUGUUUGAGCAGACUAUCCGUGAUCCUGAGAGUGCUGAGGUCCGCAUCAACACCCUCCUGGCAUUGAGCAAACUGGCGAUCCAUCUCGACUCCGAAGAGGAUGAGGCACCGGUCAAGGCUUUCCAGAAUAUUUUCCCUGCCAUGGUCGCUGUGUUGAAAGAUUCGAUUGACAAAAACGACGAGGAUCGGAUACUGCAGGCUUUUGAGGUUUUCCAAACCCUCCUUGCGUGCGACCCGCAGUUGAUGAACCCUCAUCUUAAGGACCUCGCGUUGUUCAUGAACCAGCUUGCUGCCAACACCGAGUUGGAUGAUGACACCAGAACUCAGGCCAUUAGUUUCCUCAUGCAAUGCCUCCGGUAUAGAAAACUCAGGAUCCAAGGCAUGCAAAUUGGCAGCCAGAUUACCCUUACUUGUCUUCAGAUCGCUACUGAGCUUGGCGACACUGCCGUGGACGACGAUGACAUUACUCCAGCAAGAUCGGCGCUUGGUCUCCUGGAUAUGCUUGCACAAAGCCUUCCACCCAGCCAGGUUGUCGUCCCUCUCCUCAACGCCCUGGGUCAAUACUUUGGCAAUAAGGAUCCCGAAUAUCGGCGCGCCGGCAUCAUGGCUCUUGGCAUGUGCGUCGAGGGUGCUCCUGACUUCAUAAGCACUCAGAUGAAGGAGAUUUUCCCUGUCGUAUUCCAAUUACUUAACGACCCUGAACCUAAGGUUCGCCAGGCAACAUUACAUGGUGUUGCGCGAAUUGCCGAAUCUCUCGGUGAGGAUAUCAGCAAACAGCAUCAACAAGUUAUGCCUCUCCUCUUGAAAAACCUGCAGAGCACAAUGCAGGAGUGGAAAGGCGAGGAAAGCGGCCCUGUCAUCGACAUCAUGAAAGCCGCCAUCAGCGCAUUGGAUGCGGUGGUUGAUGCUCUGGGCGAGGGUGAUGUUGUCCAAUAUCAAAACGAUGUAGUGCCAAAUUUGCACAAGCUUAUCAAACAUCCCGACUUCAAGGUGAAAGCGCUUACAGCUAGCGCUCUUGGAUCCAUUGCUUCGUCUGCUGGUGAAGCUUUCUUACCCUUCUUCGAUGAGUCAAUGCAUCUCAUGCAGGAUUACGUUACCAUGAAAGACAGUGAAGAUGAGCUUGAACUUCGCGCGUGUGUCACUGACGCUAUGGGAGAAAUGUCUACUUCAGCUGGACCAGAACACUUCAAGAACUACGUCGAACCCUUGAUGCGUGCUAGUGAGGAGGCUCUGCAGCUUGGUCAUUCCAGACUAAAGGAAAGCACCUACCUUUUCUGGGGCUCUAUGUCCAAAGUAUACGGUGAAGACUUCACUCCAUUCUUGGAUGGAAUCGUCAAGGGACUCUUCGCAUGUCUCGACCAGGAGGAGACUGAUCUUGAGGUUGAUCUGGGCGAGGCUGCCAAAGACCUCAUUGGGCAGGAAGUUACCAUUGCAGGCCGCAAAGUUCGCGUCGCUGGUGAUGAAGACGACGACCAUGACACUUCUGUGCUGGAUGAGUCUAACAUUGAGGAUGUCGAUAUCGAUGGUGAGGAUGACUGGGAGGACCUAACCGCUGUCGGUCCUCUCGCCCUUGAGAAGGAGGUUGCCGUCGAGGUCAUUGGUGAUAUCAUCACGCAUGCCAAAAAAGCUUAUCUUCCAUAUUUUGAGAAGACCAUCGAACAGAUCUUGCCUCUUUGCGAACAUCCAUAUGAGGGUAUCCGGAGGAGUACUAUCAGCACCCUUCACCGCGCGUACGCUGCCCUCUGGCAGGUUUGUGAAGAGUCUGGUCGGAUGCAGAAAUGGGUUCCGGGCAAGGCGAUGGGUAUGAUCGAACCACCCGAUGAGCUCAAGAAACUUACAGAAAUUUUGGUCACUGCCACAAUCAAGAUGUGGGAAGAUGAAGAAGACAGGGAGACCGUUGCUGACAUUAACCGCAAUGUCGCUGAAAACCUCAAAUAUUGCGGGCCAUACCUUGUCUCUGGUUCAUCCGUUCUGAACAAAGUCGUUACUAUGAUCACUACUAUCAUCUCUAAGCAACACCCCGCUCAACAGGAUUUUGGUGCUGAUGACGAAGACCGAGCUGCCCUCGACGAACUGUCUGAGUUCGAUUGGGUUCUCAUCGACACUGCCUUGGACGUUAUUUCCGGUCUUGCCAUUGCCCUUGGCCGUGAUUUCCUUGGCCUAUGGCCUCACUUCGAGAAAAAAGUUCUCCAGUUUGUUGGCAGCAGCGAACCUCUCGAACGAUCCACCGCCACAGGGGUCUUGGCCGAAAUUAUUUUCGGGUUAGCCGACGCCAUUACGCCGCAUACUACCAAAUUCCUUGAGUUGCUACUGCGCCGUUUAAGUGACGAGGAUUCCCAAACAAAAAGCAAUGCUGCCUACGCGAUCGGACGACUUGUCGAACGAUCUAAUGCGGAUCAAGAAGUAAUUCAGGCUUAUCCCGCCAUCCUAGAGAAGUUGGAGCCAUGCUUGCAUAUCCCGGAGGCGAGACUUCCAGAUAACGCCUCUGGUUGCCUCAGCCGCAUGAUCUUGAAACACCGUGACAACGUCCCUGUGGCAGAUGUGCUUUCUGCCCUAGUUGAUCUCCUUCCCCUGAAGAACGAUUUUGAGGAGAACGACCCCGUCUAUCGCAUGAUUUGCCAGCUGUACAAAUGGGAAGACCCAACAGUCCGCAACCUGACACCUCGUCUAAUUCCCAUUUUCCAAGCCGUUCUUACCGGUGACUCAGGCCAGCUCGAUGAUGAACGGCGUGCCGAGCUCAUCGAGCUUGUCUCCUGGUUGAAUAAAAUGCAACCCGGAGUGGCUAGCUGGAUCGAACAACCGGGUCAAUGA
This is a messenger RNA of Histoplasma capsulatum G186AR, 3303 nucleotides long. Its product is annotated as karyopherin Kap123. The record is from RefSeq and is a predicted model, not a curated record. Gene Ontology annotation, cellular component: cytoplasm; nucleus. Gene Ontology annotation, molecular function: small GTPase binding; nuclear import signal receptor activity. Lineage: Eukaryota; Fungi; Ascomycota; Eurotiomycetes; Onygenales; Ajellomycetaceae. The transcript is spliced from 4 exons. Gene Ontology annotation, biological process: protein import into nucleus. Bases 1 to 3303 code for a protein of 1100 amino acids.